AUGCGCUCCGCACUGGCCCUCUGGGCGCUGCUGCUGCUGCUGCUGCCUCCGCUGCCGUCGCUCUCCCAGGAGGCCAUCACUGGAUCUGCAACCACAGGCAAGCCAAGCCAGGUUCCAACCAUAGCCAACCAAAGCAUAACUGUGUCACCGGGGAAUCUGAGCACAUCGCCCAGCGUCCCAGGGGCGAAUUUAGCCCCUGUGACAGUAUCCAGCGGCGGAGAUAAGAAAGCAGAGACUACCACCAGUGCGGGGGGCCCAAAGCAAGAUGCAGGCCAGACUUCACCUACUCCAACGGCUACGACAAAGCCCAAGCCGGAAACCACAAGCGGCCAGAAUGAAAUGAAAACUACAGCUCAGGCGGGGGCCCCAAAUAGUGUUCCUACAAACAUCGCGACCACUAAGCAAGGACUUCAGCUGACCACUCAGCCUCCACAUGUGGUUAGCACCCCAACUACCACUCCUGCUGCUCCUCCCUUGACCACCUCAAGCACUCAACAGCCGACCCUGGGCCCUGGGACUCCGGGCCCCCCAGGAAGCUCUCCUGUGGGGACAACCAAGAUGACUACGGCUCCCAGGAGCCCAGGGACCGUGCCGACAGGGGAUGCAGGCACAUCUCAGGGGGCAUCUACCCUUCCAGCCCCACUGGUUACCUCACAAGGAAGACAACCCCUCUCCAGCAACGUGCCAGUCACCACGGGGGCCCUUUCCUCCGCUGCCGGGACCUCCCCUGGGGCCUCUACGUCUGAGCCCCCGCACCCAGCAGCACCUUCAUGGGGACCCUCGGCGGCCACGUCUCCUGUGGGACCCCCAGGCCCCAGCACUCCCCUGGCUCCAACUGCCCCCCAAGACCCCAACAUCCCUUCUUCCACCUCCGCUCCUGCGCAUGAGAGGGUGAUAUGUGAGUCUCCGGAAAGGCUGACUGAGAAGAUGCUCAUCCUGAACUUCACGAAAACCAGCCUCUGUGUGGGGGGCCCCAGGAACCCUCAGGAUGACAAGCUGGUCACACACCUGUGCCGAGUAGCGAAGGCCAACUUCAACCCAAGUCAAGAUUACUGCGACAUAGUCUUGGUGCCUGAUUCAGAAAGCCAGGCCGUGGCAAUCAAAAACAUCGUUACCCUGACUAACCACCUGCCCACGGAUCUCUUAGAGCCGCUGAAAGACAAAUGGGAUGACCUGAAGGAGAUGGGAGUCAGUAACAUGCAGUUCGGGGGCCAAGGACCACCGGAGGAGACCGAGGACCGGUUCAGCAUGCCCCUCAUCAUCACCAUCGUCUGCAUGGCGUCCUUCCUGCUCCUCGUGGCAGCCCUGUAUGGCUGCUGCCACCAGCGCCUCUCUAAGAGGAAGGACCAGCAACGGCUCACAGAGGAGCUGCAGACAGUGGAGAACGGUUACCAUGACAACCCAACACUGGAAGUGAUGGAGACCUCAUCGGAGAUGCAGGAGAAGAAGGUGGUCAACCUUAACGGGGAGCUGGGGGACAGCUGGAUCGUGCCCCUGGACAACCUGAUCAAGGAUGACCUGGACGAGGAGGAGGACACACACCUCUAA
Messenger RNA from Pipistrellus nathusii (Nathusius's pipistrelle), 1548 nucleotides. The record is from the annotation of a GenBank genome assembly. NCBI's taxonomy places the organism in Eukaryota, Metazoa, Chordata, Mammalia, Chiroptera, Vespertilionidae.